Messenger RNA from Eubalaena glacialis (North Atlantic right whale), 2042 nucleotides. RefSeq names its product histone deacetylase 2 (gene HDAC2). The transcript has 14 exons. The coding region runs from base 248 to 1714 and encodes 488 amino acids. NCBI's taxonomy places the organism in Eukaryota, Metazoa, Chordata, Mammalia, Artiodactyla, Balaenidae. The record is from RefSeq and is a predicted model, not a curated record. Gene Ontology annotation, molecular function: histone deacetylase activity.
CCCAGUGUCGCGAGUUGGCGCCGCUGCCACCCCCCGGUCCGCGCUCUCGGCCACUCGGCCGGGCGGUACCGAGCCCUCCCGGCACUCCCCUCCUCUCUUCCCUCCGGCCCUCCGGCCUGCCUUUCCCCGCGGCACUGCCACCCCCCCACCUUCGCCCCAGCCCUCUUCUCUCCCCGCCGAGCCGCGGCGGCAGCAGCAACAGCAGGAGCCAGAGGAGGAGCCGGAGGCGGCGGUGGCCGGGGAGCCCAUGGCGUACAGUCAGGGAGGCGGCAAGAAGAAAGUCUGCUACUACUACGAUGGUGAUAUUGGAAAUUAUUAUUAUGGACAGGGUCAUCCCAUGAAACCUCAUAGGAUCCGCAUGACCCAUAACUUGCUGCUAAAUUAUGGCUUGUAUAGAAAAAUGGAAAUAUAUAGGCCCCAUAAAGCCACUGCUGAAGAAAUGACAAAAUACCACAGCGAUGAGUACAUCAAAUUUCUACGUUCAAUAAGACCAGAUAACAUGUCCGAGUAUAGUAAGCAGAUGCAGAGAUUUAAUGUUGGAGAGGAUUGUCCAGUGUUUGAUGGACUCUUUGAGUUUUGUCAGCUUUCAACUGGUGGUUCGGUUGCUGGGGCUGUGAAGUUAAACCGACAACAAACUGAUAUGGCUGUUAACUGGGCUGGAGGAUUACAUCAUGCUAAGAAAUCAGAAGCAUCAGGAUUCUGUUAUGUUAAUGAUAUUGUGCUUGCCAUCCUUGAAUUACUAAAGUAUCAUCAGAGAGUCUUAUAUAUUGAUAUUGAUAUCCAUCAUGGUGAUGGUGUUGAAGAAGCUUUUUAUACAACAGAUCGUGUAAUGACUGUAUCAUUCCAUAAAUAUGGGGAAUACUUUCCUGGAACGGGAGACUUGAGGGAUAUUGGUGCAGGAAAAGGCAAAUACUAUGCUGUCAAUUUUCCAAUGAGAGAUGGUAUAGAUGAUGAAUCAUAUGGGCAGAUAUUUAAGCCUAUUAUCUCAAAAGUGAUGGAGAUGUAUCAACCUAGUGCUGUGGUGCUACAGUGUGGUGCAGACUCACUAUCCGGUGAUAGACUUGGUUGCUUCAAUUUGACAGUCAAAGGUCAUGCUAAAUGUGUAGAAGUUGUAAAAACUUUCAAUUUACCAUUACUGAUGCUUGGGGGAGGUGGAUACACAAUCCGCAAUGUUGCUCGAUGUUGGACAUACGAGACUGCUGUUGCCCUUGAUUGUGAGAUUCCCAAUGAAUUGCCAUAUAAUGAUUACUUUGAGUAUUUUGGACCAGACUUCAAACUGCAUAUUAGUCCUUCAAACAUGACAAACCAGAACACUCCAGAAUAUAUGGAAAAGAUAAAACAGCGUUUAUUUGAAAAUUUACGCAUGUUGCCACAUGCACCUGGCGUCCAAAUGCAAGCUAUUCCGGAAGAUGCAGUUCAUGAAGACAGUGGAGAUGAAGAUGGAGAAGAUCCAGACAAGAGAAUUUCUAUUCGAGCAUCAGACAAACGGAUAGCUUGUGAUGAAGAAUUCUCAGAUUCUGAGGAUGAAGGAGAGGGAGGUCGUAGAAAUGUGGCUGAUCAUAAGAAAGGAGCAAAGAAAGCUAGAAUUGAAGAAGACAAGAAGGAAACGGAGGACAAAAAAACAGAUGUUAAAGAAGAAGAUAAAUCCAAGGACAAUAGUGGUGAAAAAACAGAUACCAAAGGAGCCAAAUCAGAGCAGCUCAGCAACCCUUGAAUUUGAGAGUCUCAUCACUUUCAGUGAGAAAAUAUUGGGAAGAAAAAUGUUUUCUUUUUGAAGACUUCUGGCUUCAUUUUAUACUACUUUGGCAUGGACUGUAUUUAUUUUCAAAAUGGCUUUUUUGGUUUUGUUUUUCUUGGCAAGUUUUAUUGUGAGUUUUCUAAUUAUGAAGCAAAAUUUCUUUUCUCCACCAUGCUUUAUGUGAUAGUAUUUAAAACUGAUGUGUUAUUAUGUCAAAAAACUGCUCUAUUAAAGAAGUAAUUGGCCUUUCUGAGCUGAUUUUUCCAUCUUUUGUAAUUAUCUUUAUUAAAAAAUUGUACUUGGA